AUGUCUCAGAAUGAUAGCCAGGGGCAAAAGCCAAAAGAACAGUUUUACAGACCAGAACUCAUGCCUGAUGGGCUUGCAAGGGCCACCGGGUACCCGAGCAGGACGGGGUUACUGCACAGCUCUGCAGUUAACAAAGAAAUUGGCAGCCCUUCGUUCCCUGGGCCCAUAAUGGCGGCUACAGCCCUGCCCCAACAAGUCAAGGGCACAAAGGAACUGGAGGUUGGAGGGAGAGAUGUUUAUACUCCUUCCUUGUACGCUUCAGCCCUCGAGCUUCAAAGGGGAAAAGAGAGGACACCCACUCUUUGCAUGAUUGUCUGCCUGGAGGAUAUCCAGACCCAGGUCCCUGGAGGCGGCUGUGAGUUGAAGGACCCAGCCACAGCCAAGACUGCAGCAGGUAAAAACAAGCUCCUGGCCUUAGCCCAGGGUCUCGGGCAACCCCGGCGGCGCCCGGCCUUCGCGGCGGCGGGGAAGACCCUGCAGACUCUGGAGAUUCGAGGUGGCGUAGAGGGGGAGCAGCCGGAGGCGGGUGCUCCCAGCGCACUGGCCCUCGGAGAAGCCGCCCAAUUACGAGCACUCGCCACCGAGGCUCCCGAGACGCCCAGCAGCAAGGGCAGCGACCUGAAGCUUCACCCCCCUCCUUCCUCGACCCGGGUCUCCUCCGUCGAGGCUAGCGCGUCUCAGAGGACCCCAAACCUCGCGCUCCCAGCUCCGGGUCCGGACUCGCCGGCGUCCCCACCCUCCAGCGUCGCCGCCUGGCGCCGGCUUCUCGCUCCUCUUGCCCUCGUCGUCCCGCGUCCGGAAGCGCGAUGGCCUCACCGCAGCCCCGGGUAUGACAGCUGGCUGGCAUACGCAAGGAAGUCUGUGUGUAACCCCGACAGACGGAAUCAGCACCGAAGGAGGCAAAGCAAAAGUGGAGAGACCCAGGGAGUACGAUGAAGAAACUGAGGCGCAGAGAGUGAACAACUUGCCCAAUUGGCCCAGCAGAUGAGUAGCGGGGCCAGGUUCCAACCCUGGUCAUUGGUUUGCAUUUCAAUUCUACACCUGCUGUUUUUCAUAAUAACAAAAGAAAAUGUUCAACCCAUUCUUCAUUGUCAGAAUUUCAUUACCAAGGUUGAAAUAUAAUAUAAAAGAUAU
Mustela erminea (ermine) is the source of this 1134-nucleotide messenger RNA. RefSeq lists its product as uncharacterized. The transcript is spliced from 8 exons. Bases 1 to 936 code for a protein of 311 amino acids. NCBI's taxonomy places the organism in Eukaryota, Metazoa, Chordata, Mammalia, Carnivora, Mustelidae. The record is from RefSeq and is a predicted model, not a curated record.